Messenger RNA from Oryzias latipes (Japanese medaka), 3349 nucleotides. It is a transcript of the gene tpcn2, whose product is annotated as two pore segment channel 2. The record is from RefSeq and is a predicted model, not a curated record. Gene Ontology annotation, molecular function: ligand-gated sodium channel activity; intracellularly phosphatidylinositol-3,5-bisphosphate-gated monatomic cation channel activity; voltage-gated channel activity. Lineage: Eukaryota; Metazoa; Chordata; Actinopteri; Beloniformes; Adrianichthyidae. Gene Ontology annotation, biological process: transmembrane transport; calcium-mediated signaling; endocytosis involved in viral entry into host cell. Gene Ontology annotation, cellular component: lysosomal membrane.
CUCCCGGCACUGGGCUCGUGCAGGGGGCGGGGCUUGUGCAGGAGUGACGCGGUCUCUCAGACACUUCCUAAAACAUGCUCGAGGCCGUCCAAAGCCGCGGCGCCCGUCCGGACCGUCUGCUGUGAACAGAACCGCGCCUGGACUUCUGGAUGGAAACAGACCCUCUGCUGGGCAGCUCCACGGAGUUCGGCUCGGGCCGGUCGGACUCGGACUCCUCAGACGCAGAUGAGGACCUGUACCUCCAGCAGGCCGUGGUCUUCAUUGAGGAUGCCAUCCACUACCGCUCCAUCAACCACCGCGUGGACUCCGGCUCUCUGCGGAUGUACAGAUGCUAUUACUCCAGGCUGUGUCAGUGGGUUUUGGCCGCCACCAUCACAGUGGUGUUGUUGCUGGCCUUCGUGGAGCGCCCUUCCUCCCUGUCCAAGACUUCGGACCUCCGGCACCGAUCUGAGCCCUGGAAUCCCCCCUGCGGCCUGACGGAGAGUAUCGAGAUGGUCUGUCUCCUCAUCUUCUGCCUGGAUCUUGGUAUGAAGAGCUACUUGAUUGGCUGGGAGGAAUUUAAGAAAUGCAAAUGGUUGAUCAGCUACAUGGUGGUUCUAUCGAUCUCCAUCAUCGACUGGGUGUUGUCCAUCAGCAUGCUGUGUCAUGAGACCCUGAGAGUUCGGCGACUUUUCCGGCCUUUCUUCCUCCUGCAGAACUCGUCCCUGAUGAAGAAGACGCUGAAGUGCAUCAAGAGGACUUUGCCAGAGAUUGCCAGUGUCAUUCUGUUGCUGGCUCUCCACCUUUGCCUCUUCACCAUGAUCGGCAUGCUGCUGUUCGCCAAAACCGCCGACCAGCAGGAGAACGAGGAGUGGCUGCUGCACUUCAGAGACCUGCCGCGGUCCAUCACCUCGCUCCUGGUUCUGCUCACCACAGCCAACAACCCUGACGUGAUGAUCCCCGCCUACUCACAGAACAGAGCCUACUCCAUCUUCUUCAUCAGCUUCAGUGUGAUUGGAACCUACUGUCUGAUGAAUCUGCUGACCGCAAUCAUCUACAACCAGUUCAGAGGAUACCUGCUGAUGUCGCUGCAGACGUCCAUCAUCCGGAGGCGGGUCGGGAUCCGAGCAGCCUUCCAAGUCCUCAGCUGUCAGAGAACCCAAGCCUCUGCUCAGGUCCUGGUGAGGGUCCACGCCGUGCUGAAGGUCAUGUCCAGAGUCAAGAUGAAGAGCUACUACAGAGCCGCCAUCAACGCGGCGGUGCAGGCGCAUGCAGACGUGGGCUUCAUGGACCGCGAACAGUUCCAGAAGGUGUUCGAUGAGCUGGACAAAGACCGCAUCACAGAGCAUCCUCCUCUUCCUCAGUACAGCAGCGUCCUCCUGCAGAAGCUGCAGCAGCUCUUCAGUCACUACUACCUGACGGUGCUGGGGAACGCCGUGGCGCUCACCAACGUCAUGUGCAUCUGUACCGUCCUGGUGCUGAACUCCGAGAAGACCACGGUGGAGCGGAACAACUCCAACCUGGAGAUCAUCAACCUGUGCUUCAUCCUCUACUACCUGCUGGAGAUGUGCGUGAAGAUCUUCGCCUUUGGUGGGAGGGGCUACCUGUCCUACAGGAACAACAUCUUUGACGGCGUCCUCACCGUCCUGCUGCUGGUUCUGCAGGUCACCAUAUUCAUCAAGUACACCCCCCCGAGCCCCGUGGAGAGUAACUCGUCUCUCUGGGAGCUGGUCCGUCUGGUCAACAUGCUGAUCGUCUUCCGCUUCCUGCGCAUCAUCCCGGACAUCAAGCUCAUGGCUUUGGUUGCCAGCACGCUGAUGGACCUGGUGAAGAACCUCCGAGCGUUUGCAGGGAUUCUGGUGGUCGUGUACUACGUGUUUGCGGUGUUAGGGAUCUGGCUCUUUGAAGGCGCCAUCAAGCCUCCUCCUGGGAUCAGUGGGCUGUCCAACACCGCGCUGCAGAACGUCUCCAACGCCAGCAUGGAGUGCGGCACCUACGAGCAGCUGGGCUACUGGCCCAACAACUUUGAUGACUUUGCUGCGGCGAUUAUUUUGCUCUACAACGUCAUGAUCGUCAACAACUGGCAGGCCUUCAUGGACGCCUACAGCAGAUACACCUCAGAAUGGUCCAAAGUCUACUUCGUGUGUUGGUGGCUCACCUCUUCAGUCAUGUGGGUCAACCUGUUUGUGGCGCUCAUCCUGGAGAACUUCAUCUAUAAGUGGGACCGCAGUCACAGCUGCUCCAUCACGGAGGUGGAGAAGAUCCAGUAUGAAACGUCCAUCCAGCUCAUGUUCAGGGAGCAGAUCCAGGAGCCAACGGAGGAGGAGUUACUUUGUCAGCUUCACCGACAUCCUCACCUGCAUCUGCAGUGGUGACUUCAGCGCCCAGAACCAGAACCACCCAGUCAGACCAAACCCAGCUGCAGCAGUUCUUCGGUUGCAGGUGAAACUGCAGCUGGAGCUUCUUCCAGGUUCAGAGACAGAAAUGACAGACCUCCCCAGAACCAGCAACCUUCAGGGUGAUGAGACCUGCAGCAUUUGUAACCGUUGCUCAGAAGGACGGAACCACUCCAGAACAUCGCCUUUCAGCAGAACUUGUGCAAAGGACCGUUUCUUCUGACGUGAGUCGGCAGCAGAACCGGACCAGGUGACCUUUAUCCACGUUUGACCCUGAAAAAUCCACAAUGUUCAAAAAAGACCCCCAGUGUUCAUAGAGAACCGGAGCGUUGCCAUAGCAACUGGAGCUAAAACAUGUUCGACCAAAACCCUCGUUCAGAACAUCGUUCUGAAACAGAAGUCCUGUUUCACUUUAAUGAGUAACCAUCCAAACCGCGGAAGCCCGUGUGGCACAGGAAGUGCCAUCACGCACUAACGGAACCGUUCUUUCAUCUUCUCUGAACCGCUCGCGUUUUCUCCUGGAGGGUGUUGGCACAGAAACAUCCUGACCUUUGAAAAUGGAGAACUGAUCAUCUGAACAUGGUAGUGUUUAAGCAUCAAACUGAUGGGAAAGUGAUGAAGAGGAACCUGAGGUUCACCUGAAGCUUCAUGAACACGUGACUGAAAGUCAGUAGAAAAAAACAAAGUUGACUUCAUCAAAUCCAUCAUUUGAUUAAACAAUAAUAAGAUUCAAUUAAAAUAGAAGAGUUCCUUAAAGUUUAUUAUAUAUGUUAGUCUGCAUUGGUUCUGAAUGAAUCUAUCAUUUGGGUUUUUUGGGGAGUACGAAGCAUUUCUGUCCGUUCUGAACUCUACAGCACCACCUACUGGCAAACAUGGUUCAAAAGGGAAACAUGUCACUUUAUUGAAAUGUAUUUUAUCAGGAAAAAAGCAGCUGCUGUUUACACAAUGGAUGUAAAAUAAAUAUUUUACAGAAA